This is a messenger RNA of Racocetra fulgida, 1184 nucleotides long. The record is from the annotation of a GenBank genome assembly. NCBI's taxonomy places the organism in Eukaryota, Fungi, Glomeromycota, Glomeromycetes, Diversisporales, Gigasporaceae.
AUGUAUUCGAAAGACCACCCGGAAGCAUAUUUAAAAGACCACCCAGAAGCUAAAGCCCAAGCCAUAUCUGAAGCUGAAACCCAGCCCAUAUCUGAAGCUAAAACCCAACUCAUAUCUGAAACUAGAGUCGAAGCUCAACCCAUAUCUAAAGCUGAAACUCGAUUUAUAUUUAGAGCUAAAAUCGAAGCCCAACCUAUAUUUGAAGCCCAGCCAAUAUCUGAAACCCAACCCAUAUCUGAAGCACAACCCAUAUUUGAAGCUCAACUCUAUACUAAUUCAUAUGAUGAUUUAUAUGAAGAUAGUUGUGAAGAUGAGCUAGAAGAUAGUGCAUUGAAGGACAUUUAUAGUGGGCAGACAUUUGUUUCAUUUGAAGUACUUGAACAAUGCUUAAAGCGAUAUGCUACCCAAGCAGGCUUUGAAAUAAGAACAGUUAGAUCUGAAAAAGAAGAGGAUCGGGAAUCAACCCAUAUUGAUUGUGAGUUUUUAGUAAAUACUUCAUAUCGUAAAUCUGUGAAUCUAGUGUUUGUUAAUAAAUUUGUUAGCACACAUAAUCAUGAUUUACAAAAUCAAGAUUCUCUUCAAGAAUUUUUACCAGUAUUACAACUUAAAGAUAUUAAUAUAACAGUGCAGAAUUCAGAUGAAUAUAGUGUAGGGUUCUUUGAAGAUGAUUAUAAAGAGCCACAAAUUUUAAUUAGCAUGGUUUUAGAGAAUUGUUUAGAAGGCAUUUUAGAUGAAAUUUGGAAAGAUGAAUCUGAAAUUCAAACUAGCACUUUCCAAACAUUAAAUAUUAUUCGUGGGCAAGAGAUGAUUGAUGAAUCUGUUACAAGUUUCGAUUCAAAAAAAGAUAUAUAUGGGUGUGGUAUUGGGCUUUGCAAAAAAGCUUUAAAUUUAGCGAUUUCAAAUGAUUCUAGUCAAGCUUUCGAAGAACUUUUGCGACAAUUUAUUGAAAAGCAAAAUGUUUCUAUGGCUCAAAAUAAUAAUAAGUCAAUAGAAUCUCAUAAAGAUUCGAAUAAUGCUUAUAAUAUCAUGGAUCCACGUCAACAUAAAGGAAAAGGACGCCUACAAAUAAAAGAUACUUGUCAGCUAUUGAAAAUCAACAAUGUGCUACAUGUAAAUCUUGGUAUCAUGACUCAAGAAACUGCCCUAAUAAAGAUAGCCAGCAUGAUAAAGAAAAUAAUUAGAAA